UAUAAUGGAGAGAGAGAAGAGGAAACAAGAAAUAGAGAAAGGACUUCAAUUCAUUCAGUCCACAUUACCCCUAAGCCAAGAAGAUUAUGAGGCCUUUUUGCAGAAGCUGGUGAGAAACUUGUUUGCAGAGGGCAAUGAUUUGUUCCAGGAGAAGGAUUUCAAGCUUUCCCUGGUACAGUACGUAGAAGGGCUGAAUGUGGCAGAUUACGCAGCCUCUGAUGAGGUGACCAUCCCAAAGGAACUCCUCUGCAAGCUACAUGUCAACCGAGCUGCCUGCUACUUUGCCAUGGGGUUGUAUGAGAAGGCACUGGAAGACAGCGAGAAGGCUUUAAGUCUUGACAAGGAGAACAUCCGAGCGCUAUUCCGGAAAGCCCGUUCCUUAAAUGAACUUGGAAGACACAAAGAAGCAUAUGAGUGCAAUAGCAGAUGCUUGCUSUCCCUCCCACAUGAUGAAAGCGUCACACAGCUGGGACAGGAGCUUGCCCAGAAGCUGGGACUGCGGGUUCGAAAAGCAUACAAAAGACCUCAGCAGGAAUUGGAAACAUUCUCACUACUCAGUAAUGGCAUGUCAAUCAAUUCAUCAAACCAGACUACUUCCAUUGGAUUGGGCUCGAUAGAUGACAUUGAAACAGACUGCUCUGUGGACCCGCAGUGCCUCCCAGCUCCUGUGGCCACCUCCAUCCCUGUGAAUGAGGGGCUGUCCCCUUUGUCCUCUGACUCAGAUGCAAAGGGCUUGCCCACGUCACUUCCUGCUGCCAGCUUGCUCCCAUCUCCAGACUGUGUACCCUUGCCUGAGAAUGUGGAGGACUUCACAGAUGGGGACAUCAUUGGGGAAGAACUAGACUCUCUCCUGGAUUCCCUUGCCGAAGGGUCAUCAUACCCUCUAUCUCUGGUCCAGGGCACCAUUCCUACCAACCUGCCAACAGAGAUGCCCCAGUUGAUUCCUGUGUUUCCGGGGGGAACUCCGCUGCUGCCUCCAGUUGUGACAGCCAGCAUCCCUGUCUCCACUCCUCUGCCACCUGCCUCCUUUGGCCUGGUGAUGGAUCCCACCAAGCAGCUCUCCUCCUCCUCUGUCCUGGAUGCCUUCGAGGCCCCACCAGGAGGAAGUGGCAGCUCCACUUUAGAUUCCCUGGAUUCCUUGGAUCUGCUUUCAUACACAGAUACACGGCUCGAUGCCCUGGACUCCUUUGGGACAAGCAGGGGAUCGCUGGAUACCUUGGAUUCCUUUGCCAUUGAAGAAACUAGCUCUCAGGAACUGCGACACCCACCUGGCAGCCAAAAACCAGCCCCAGUGGUGAGUGAGCUACUGCCCCAUGCUGAUGUCCCAGAGUGCUCUGGAGCCAAGGUCAGCCUUGGUGGAGUGAGUCACUCAGCUGUGCCCAAGGCCACCGAGCACCUGCUGUCCCAGCCAGAACCAGUAAUGCCCAACACGGCCCUGCUGGUGAAGAACCCCCUUGCAUCUACUCAUGUUUUCAAACAAGCCUGUCAUAUCUGCUACCCCAAAACAGGGCCCAAGGCUGGUGAUUACACCUAUCGGGAAGGCUUGGAGCACAAGUGCAAGCGGGACAUCCUCCUGGGCAGGCUGAAGAACUCAGAAGACAAGACCUGGAAGAGGAUCCGUCCCCGCCCAACCAAAACCAACUUUGUAGGAUCCUAUUAUCUCUGCAAAGAUAUGCUUAACAAGCAGGACUGUAAGUACGGGGAUAACUGCACCUUCGCGUACCACCAGGAAGAGAUCGACGUGUGGACGGAGGAGAGGAAGGGGACCCUCAACCGUGACCUCCUCUUUGACCCGCUAGGUGGGAUCAAGCAGAGCAGCCUCACAAUUGCCAAGCUCCUCAAGGAACAUCAGGGCAUCUUCACCUUCCUCUGUGAGAUUUGCUUUGACAGCAAACCCCGGAUUAUCAGCAAAGGGACCAAGGACACGCCAUCUGUCUGUUCCAACCUUUCUGCAAAACACAGUUUCCAUGACAACAAGUGUCUGGUCCACAUUGUUCGUUCCACCUCCCUGAAAUAUUCRAAGAUACGUCAGUUCCAGGAGCACUUCCAGUUCGAUGUGUGCCGACAUGAGGUGCGUUAUGGCUGCCUGCGUGAGGACAGCUGCCACUUCGCUCACAGUUUCAUUGAACUCAAGGUCUGGCUGCUGCAGCAAUAUUCAGGAAUGACCCACGAAGAUAUCGUUCAGGAGUCUAAGAAGUACUGGCAGCAGAUGGAGGCACAUGCCAACAAACCAGCCAACAGCGUGGCUUCUUCCCGGACUCCCACGUCAAGCACCUUUGACCUCCAGAUGAAAUUUGUGUGUGGCCAGUGCUGGAGGAAYGGACAGCUGGUGGAGCCAGACAAAGACCUCAAGUACUGUAGUGCCAAAGCCCCCCACUGCUGGACAAAAGAACGUCGUGUCCUGCUGGUGAUGUCCAAAGCAAAGAAGAAGUGGGURUCUGUCCGACCAUUGCCUUCCAUCCGCAACUUUCCACAGCAAUAUGAUUUGUGUAUCCAUGCACAGAAUGGUAGGAAAUGCCAGUAUGUGGGCAACUGCUCCUUUGCCCACAGCCCUGAGGAGAGAGAAAUGUGGACCUUCAUGAAAGAGAAUAAAAUACUAGAUAUGCAGCAGACCUAUGACAUGUGGCUAAAGAAACACAAUCCUGGAAAGCCUGGAGAGGGAACUCCACUCACCUCACGAGAAGGGGAGAAGCAGAUCCAGAUGCCCACUGACUAUGCUGAUAUCAUGAUGGGCUACCACUGCUGGCUUUGUGGGAAGAACAGCAACAGCAAGAAGCAAUGGCAGCAGCACAUCCAGUCGGAGAAGCACAAGGAGAAGGUCUUCACCUCAGACAGUGACUCCAGCUGCUGGAGCUACCGCUUCCCCAUGGGUGAAUUCCGGCUCUGUGAAAGGUUCCAGAAGAACAAGGCCUGUCCUGAAGGAGAGGAGUGUCGCUACGCCCAUGGGCAGGAUGAGCUGACRGAAUGGCUAGACCGGAGGGAAGUGCUGAAACAAAAACUGGCCAAAGCCCGCAAGGACAUGCUGCUCUGCCCCAGGGAUGAUGACUUUGGGAAAUACAACUUCCUAUUGCGGGAUGAUGUAUAGUAAGGGCUGGGGGGAGUCUGUCAGCAGAAACACAGGGUGGGUUUUCUGAGUGGCAGUAGCAGGGAGAGUGAGAUCUGUGUCUUGCAAAGAUAACUUCUACUUUUCUUUAGUUUUAAGAUUAUGAGAUGAUGAUUUAUUAAUGGUGAAUKAAUUCAUGAAUUUAAUUCUCAUUGGCCAGCGAACACCAUGCUCACUGAGUUUGUGAUCCAUCUUUUCUCUCUUCUUUUGCCCAAAUUCUCCUUCCACUUCAUCUUUUUUUUUUCACUGUCCUUCUUUCAAAGGAAUUAAUUCAGUGUGUACUGGGCUGCAAAUCAGAGAUUUUCUCCUUGUAUCAUUCUUCUUUCAGUUCAGAGUAUGACGGUGGAGGUCUGUAGGACAAAGCUGAGAUAGAAGGCCAGAAAAGUUGUGGGUGCCCCAUCCCUGGAAGGCUGGGAUGGAUAGAGCUCAGAGCAGCAUGGUCUAGUGGAAGGUAUCCUUCUAAAUGACAGGGGGAUUGGAACUASAUGGUCUUUAAGGUCCCUUCCAACCCAGGCCGUUCUAUGGUUUUAUGGCAACUGGUGAAAAGGURAUCAUGAAUUUCACGUGUUCCUUUUCUCAGUGCUGCAGAGUAAGCCCCACUUACCUUGCUGCAGUCCUCCUGCUCUCUGGGGAGUUAGGAGAAAUAGGAAUUGAGGUGCAAAGAAGAAACCCACUAGAUGCAGCUUAAAACAUUUAGACUUAUGCUCCAGCUGUCUGUAUUGCCCUGAGGCAUCAACUGGUCCYGAGGAGGUUAACAGCUGUGUGGUGUAACAAGUGCAAGGCAAAARCAGCAAAAUAAUGGAACUGCUUGCAGCAGCAGGAGCUGGGUUGUAGGUGACUUCAGCUAAAUGUACUCAAAAAGCAAGUUGGGGACUUCUCGUUAGAUGUCUUUUUCAGUGUCUGGCAGGUAUUCAGGGCAGAUAGUUUGGGUUUGCUUUUAAGACUGGUGUGGCUGGUGCAAAUAAAACAAACCCCUCUAGGAGGUGUAGUGGAGUCUGACACAGCAGUACUGAAGUCUCCACUCAGUAGUAGCAGUCAGGAGGGAGGCGAUUACCGAAAGGAGCCUGUGUUUCUGCAUUGCCUUGAGUCCUGAAGAGAAAGAGGGAAGUAAUGGURUUGCUUUCUUGCUCUUUAAAUGGCAUGUGUUUCUGGUUACUUAGAGCUGGAUUUUUCCUAGCACUGCCAGAACUG
Molecule: messenger RNA, 4294 nt
Organism: Malurus melanocephalus (red-backed fairy wren)
Lineage: Eukaryota; Metazoa; Chordata; Aves; Passeriformes; Maluridae
Gene: ZC3H7B
Product: zinc finger CCCH-type containing 7B
Exons: 22
Coding region: 5-3085 (1026 amino acids)
Biological process (GO): miRNA processing
Molecular function (GO): protein binding; metal ion binding; miRNA binding
Source: RefSeq, a predicted model, not a curated record